CCACAGGGAGGGAGUGACUGGGGGAGUUGACUUGACGUGAAGCAGCAGCAACUGCAUAACAAAAUUCUGUUUUGGCUUGUUCAGUAACUUCAGGGCUCGUCUUACCUUUUAAGUUUUGUUUGUAAAUAAGUGUUUAACUUUAUUGCACUUUCCUUAUAACAUAAUCUAUUGUAACGGAAUUGUAGGAUCGAGACUGCACAACACCGUGCAACUCUUAAAUAUUUCUACAAGCAAUUAUUUAUUGACGACAUGAGGGGGAGUUCGUCGUACGGAGACCGAGAUAGAGACCGUGGACGAGACAGAGGGCCUCGGUUUGGGUCCAGUAGCUGGGGCGGCCCUCCCCCUAUGAAGAAGUUUGGGAACCCUGGAGAACGCCUUCGCAAGAAGAAGUGGGAUCUGGACGAGCUGCCCAAGUUUGAGAAGAACUUCUACAAUGAGCACCCAGAGCUGCAGCGCAUGACUCAGUAUGACAUAGAUGAGUUCCGCAGGAGGAAGGAGAUCACAGUCAGAGGUACUGGCUGCCCCAGGGCCAUCACCGGCUUCCACCAAGCACAGUUUCCCCAGUAUGUAAUGGAUGUGCUACUGAGUCAGGACUUCAAGGAGCCCACAUCCAUCCAGUCACAGGGCUUCCCUCUGGCCCUGAGUGGCAGGGACAUGGUGGGCAUCGCUCAGACUGGCUCCGGCAAGACCCUGGCAUAUCUGCUUCCUGCCAUUGUGCACAUCAACCAUCAGCCCUAUCUAGAGAGGGGAGACGGACCUAUU
Molecule: messenger RNA, 762 nt
Organism: Oncorhynchus tshawytscha (Chinook salmon)
Lineage: Eukaryota; Metazoa; Chordata; Actinopteri; Salmoniformes; Salmonidae
Product: probable ATP-dependent RNA helicase DDX17
Biological process (GO): alternative mRNA splicing, via spliceosome
Cellular component (GO): cytoplasm; nucleus; ribonucleoprotein complex
Molecular function (GO): RNA binding; RNA helicase activity; ATP binding
Source: RefSeq, a predicted model, not a curated record